GUAGCUAAUUAGUAUCUAAGUUGAUCUUUCGGCUGCCAACACAACAACUUUGUGUUGACGUUUCGACGCGUAGCGGUGAAAGGUGUCACGUCUUGUGAAUUUUUAUGUCAGAAAAUACUUUUAUUCACGCCUAAUUCAUUUUUUAAACCGCUGGAUAAGGUUAUUGCCGGGAAGAUGGUUGUAAAACCAGCAAUUGGACGUAAAUCUAACAAGAACCCACCCAUUUUUAGUCACGAAUUUGUGAUCCAGAACCAUGCCGACAUUGUCUCAUGUGUUGUUAUGGUGUUUUUGGUCGGACUUAUGGUCCAGUCGACCAGUCCUAUAGCCAGUUUAUUCAUAACUCUUCACCACAAUGUCAGUGGAGUGGAGCCAUCAAGAGAGAAUCCUAAAGGAGAGACUUUCUUUUAUGAAGCUGGCUGGAAGGAUGUCUGCCCUGUGUUCUUCUAUGCUCUGGUGUGCAUCGUCAUGCACGCCAUUCUUCAGGAGUACUUCUUAGAUAAAAUUUCAAAGAAGUUCCAUCUGUCCAAGUCAAGGCUAAGUGCCCUGAAUGAGUCCGGUCAGUUGGUGGUGUUCCAUCUUGUCACGCUGCUGUGGGGAGGAGAUGCCGUUCUUCGCGAGGGCUUCAUUUGGAACAUUGCACACUUAUGGGAUGGCUACCCGUCUCACCCUAUGAGCUUCCUUCUCAAGCUGUGGUGGAUCGUGCAGGCUGCCUACUGGAUCCACACUGUCCCCGAGCUUUACUUCCAGAGGAUAAAGAAGGAUGAGUGGUCUGGCCGCAUCCGACAGGCCUUCAUUGCAUUCACAUUUGUCUCAUUGGCUUAUGGAUUCAAGUUCCAGCGUGUGGGAGUGUGCCUGGUGGUGCUCCACUCCCUGGCUGAGUUUGUGGCUCACAGCUACCGCCUCAACAACAUCCUCCGCGGAGAGAAGGAAGACUUGCUAGAAAAAUUCCUGAGCCUGGUGAACGGGUCUGUGUUCGUGGCGGUGCGCCUCUGCUCGCUGGUGCUGGGAGUGCUCACGUUCUACUUCGGGCUGGCGGGCGCCGCGCCCAUGCUGCUGCGGGGCGCCGCCCUCGCGCUGCUUGUCUCCUCGCAGGUGUUCCUCAUGUACAACUUCAUCUCGGAAACCAUCAAGCAGAGGCAGGAGUCUCGCCAACUGGCACUGACCAGGCCCAAGAAAGAGAAAAAGGAAAAACCUAAGAAGGAAAAAGCAGUAAAGAAGGUGGCGACGGAAGAGUCUGACCUGCCCGAGGUGGACCAGAACACCAACAAGACCCUGCGGCAGAGGCAGCCCGCGGCCGCCAAGGCCAAGUGAAAUCCCUUCACCCUCCAUCACGUGUUCACUGGAGUUUCCACUAUCACUCUGUAAUGUCUACAACGCUAUACUAGUAGUAUCUUCAGUCUGUCCUAUACUUCCGAUGUUUGAAUGCGCACAAUGUAUUGGUUGAUCUGUUUCCAUGCAUUUAGCUUUAUGUUUCUAUUUAUUGAUUAUGAAGUGCAACUGAAGAACUGAUUGUCUUCGUUUAUAAACCACAUAAAAUAGGUGUUUUAUUUCUGGACAAAUUGGGUCAUUUUAACGUAAUCGGUAACAUUGUAUAGUAUUGUCAAUGCUAAAUAUUCUCGUUUAUUUAAAAUUGCGUACAUUUUUGGUCAAGAAAGAGUGGAUACAGGGUUGUAAAAUAUCUCCUAAAAUGUAAAAAAUAUAGGUUAUAACGUUGUUUAUAAAAAUAUAAAUAAGAUAACAGUGUGCGUUAGCACAUUGACUAAAAAUUCCAUUUUAAUUUUGCAUUUACUUCCACAGAUUAUAUAUAUUCAUGGCAAAAAAUAAUGAGCUCUAUUUUUGUUUUAAAUUAUUUUCUUAUUUUUUAUACUGAUUUUAUUGUGUCGACCUUGGUUUUGUCUUCUAUGUCUACUUCUUUAAAUUGUAUUUGACUAUUUAUAAGAUUUGUUGCUUGAAUAAAUUGUUAACUUAUUCAGUACGAGCGGCGGUAUGACAAAAUUGAAUGUAUAUAUUACUAUUCCAGUUAUGUAUUAAUAAAUGGUAAGGUCUCGAGGGUAAAGGUUUAUGAGGUUGAUGAGGAGCUGUUGGUGCGUGACAGGUUUCCUGUGAAAUUAUUCUUCCUAAUGUGAAACUGCUCAUUUUUUAUUUCCAUGAGAAUUGUCAAUUUUAAAGCUUGAUGUUAUUUUUAUUUCAGAUAAUAAAUUUUCUAAGUAA
Molecule: messenger RNA, 2211 nt
Organism: Plutella xylostella (diamondback moth)
Lineage: Eukaryota; Metazoa; Arthropoda; Insecta; Lepidoptera; Plutellidae
Gene: TRAM
Product: translocating chain-associated membrane protein 1
Biological process (GO): protein insertion into ER membrane; SRP-dependent cotranslational protein targeting to membrane, translocation
Cellular component (GO): endoplasmic reticulum membrane
Source: RefSeq, a predicted model, not a curated record